Molecule: messenger RNA, 1263 nt
Organism: Pyrenophora tritici-repentis Pt-1C-BFP
Lineage: Eukaryota; Fungi; Ascomycota; Dothideomycetes; Pleosporales; Pleosporaceae
Source: RefSeq, a predicted model, not a curated record
AUGCUCUUGCUCUGUACCAGUAAAGUGCGUGGCCACAUGCCAGCGAAAUGGAUCAAGUGGCUCCUGUGGCUUAUCAUCUUAAUACGCUUCGUUAUUUUCGCGCCCACUAUCUACUACAAUAUUCACGCGACAAACCACAGCAAUGUCAUCAACAACCACGCCCAGUUGUACAACGGCACCUACGGCACAGCUAUUGUUACAGGCCAAAGAUUUACAGAAAGAUGGGGUGCAGCAGUCUUCUAUUACAGCCUCGCAUCCUGGUUCCCAUCCUUCGUCUUCAUGCCGCCUCUACAUCUGCCCUUCACCGUCGUCGAUACUACACUGGCCGUAUUUGUAUCCAUGGCGACGCAUUACCAGAGCGCAUACUCGCCUCGCAACAACAGCGACUGCCACAAUCCUGAAUUUCCCGGAAUGCAGCGACCACCAGGGACUAAUGAGAGCUUCUUCGAGGCUGCCGCAAGGCUGAAUGCCACUGUUAGCACCCCAACCAAUAUGUGUCUGAGUUUUGUCAAAGAGUGGCAAUAUGGAGUCACCCUGUCCUUCUUCUACGCACUCAUGUCUCUACUUGGCAUCAUCCUUUUCUUUGGUGCUAUACGCGAUGCCAAGCAACAGGGCACAUCAGUAUCGGUCAUGUUCAGGGAGCUGGGCAAUGACAUUUGCUGGUGUCUCUUAUUGAUACCAAAAGCCUUUUUAAUCUUCUUUUUGAUCUUGUACGCCAUUCCGCUCAUAUCUUUCCGGUGUUUACCGUUGAGCGUAAAGGCUCCGAUACGAUGCGCGCGGCGAUAUAUGAUCAAGUCUAGGCUGGGUACAGAGCAGAACACCAAAAUUGCACUGAAAAAGUCCAAAUCGAUGUCGAACAAAUCAAAGAAGUCUCCGGGACGGUACCAGGGCGGCGAGGGUAGUCACACUGAGCUGGCACAAUUUCUCGGCGUUUACGACAUACUCAUCCUAAUCGCCAAGGACCUCCACUACAUUGAUGUCAUGAACCUGGCUCUUGUAUCCAAGUCUGUUCGCAAAUCCGUCCUCCCUUCAUACGAUCUCGCUCGCCGCUUGCCCAUCUAUAAGCUAUAUACAUGCAAUGCCGACGAUAAGCGUUCCUGUUGGGAUGUACCAAAUCCCUUGGUACUGGACCUCGAUUUUGGGUUUGUCCCGACACUCAAGCGUGUGGAAGGGAGUGCACGAGUUAUUUGCAUCAAGCAUGGCAACCCAAACGUAAAGCUGCUCCAAUUGGUGAACAGACUGUUUGAGUAUCGAGUGGUCUGA